Lycium ferocissimum is the source of this 870-nucleotide messenger RNA. Its product is annotated as proteasome subunit beta type-2-B. The transcript is spliced from 3 exons. Gene Ontology annotation, cellular component: proteasome core complex; proteasome core complex, beta-subunit complex; nucleus. The coding region runs from base 55 to 669 and encodes 204 amino acids. NCBI's taxonomy places the organism in Eukaryota, Viridiplantae, Streptophyta, Magnoliopsida, Solanales, Solanaceae. Gene Ontology annotation, molecular function: peptidase activity. Gene Ontology annotation, biological process: proteasomal protein catabolic process. The record is from RefSeq and is a predicted model, not a curated record.
AAACUUUCUAGAAGAAGAAGAAGAAGAUCUAUUGGAAGUUUGUAGAAGAAGAAGAUGGAGUGUGUGUUUGGAAUGGUGGGAAAUGGUUUCGCUUUGGUAGUGGCAGACUCAUCAGCAGUACACAGUAUACUUGUUCACAAAUCCAAUGAAGACAAAAUCAUGCUUCUUGAUUCUCACAAACUUAUGGGCGCUAGUGGUGAACCUGGUGACAGAGCUCAGUUUACGGAGUAUGUGCAGAAAAAUGUGGCGUUGUAUCAGUUUCGUAAUGGUAUCCCGUUGACUACUGCUGCUGCGGCUAAUUUUACAAGAGGGGAACUUGCUACAGCGUUACGUAAGAAUCCAUACAUGGUGAACAUUAUCCUGGCUGGAUAUGACAAGGAGACAGGCCCAUCUCUAUAUUACAUUGAUUAUAUCGCUACUCUUCACAAGGUGGAUAAGGCAGCAUUCGGUUAUGGCUCCUAUUUCUCUCUCGCCAUGAUGGAUAGGCACUACCGGAAGGACAUGACAGUUGAAGAAGCCAUUGAUUUGGCAGAUAAGUGCAUCAUGGAGAUCCGAUCUAGGCUGGUUGUUGCCCCACCAAACUUUGUGAUUAAAAUUGUCGACAAGGAUGGAGCAAGGGAAUAUGCUUGGCGCGAGUCUGUCAAAGAUGCCCCUGUUUCCAACUCCUGAAGCUGCUUUUGCGUGUUAUGUUUACUCUUUAAGCAUAUGAAUCUUAUGUGAUGGGAAAAAAACUUCAGUCAUUAUAACUGCCAAAAAAUUUGAUGCUAUAAGUGUUCGUUGUUUGAUUGAUACUCCAGUUGUAGUGUUAAGGAAUCUAGUUUUAAUUAUUUUCAAGUUUCAGGUAAAUGGAGAGCUGGUGGUGUUAGACUU